Molecule: messenger RNA, 603 nt
Organism: Gastrolobium bilobum
Lineage: Eukaryota; Viridiplantae; Streptophyta; Magnoliopsida; Fabales; Fabaceae
Product: protein FAR1-RELATED SEQUENCE 5-like
Exons: 1
Coding region: 1-603 (200 amino acids)
Source: RefSeq, a predicted model, not a curated record
AUGGGUACUUCAAAAAGUGAAACGAGUAAUUUUAUUUACUCAGAAUCGUCUUCUUUUAGUGAGAUGGGCACUUCAGAGAGUGACUUUGAUAACGAAGAAACAAAGAUGCCAGUAAUUGUGAAUAAGGAACAAGAUGGAUAUCAACCAAAAGUUGGAAUGAUAUUUUCAAAUGAAGAUGAAGCUUAUGAUUUUUAUAAUAAAUAUGCUAAAUUUGUUGGCUUUACUGUGAGAAAAUCACAUUAUCGUAGAUUGACAGAUGAAACCAUAAGCCAAAAGACAUUUGUUUGUGGAAGAGAAGGGUAUAGAAGGUUGAACAACCCUUCACAUGCGAAGAAGAUAAAUAGGAGAGAAACAAGAACGAGUUGUCAAGCUAUGAUAUGUUUCAAAAUUGAGAAGGAUGCUUGGGUUGUUUCUAAAUUCAUUCCAAAUCAUAAUCAUGAUCUUGUGAAAUCAUGUGCAAGAGCUAUGUUAAGAUCACACAUGCAUGUAAGUGAAGCAUAUGCUAAUAUGCUUGAAGAUAUGGACAAUGCUGGUGUAAAACCAUGUAGUGUGUAUUCAUAUUUUGUUGAGGCUGCUAGAGGAGUGGAAAAUGUUGGAUUUUGA